Colletotrichum graminicola M1.001 is the source of this 921-nucleotide messenger RNA. RefSeq names its product GIY-YIG catalytic domain-containing protein. The coding region runs from base 1 to 921 and encodes 306 amino acids. NCBI's taxonomy places the organism in Eukaryota, Fungi, Ascomycota, Sordariomycetes, Glomerellales, Glomerellaceae. Gene Ontology annotation, biological process: double-strand break repair via homologous recombination. The transcript is spliced from 2 exons. Gene Ontology annotation, molecular function: crossover junction DNA endonuclease activity; 5'-flap endonuclease activity. Gene Ontology annotation, cellular component: Slx1-Slx4 complex. The record is from RefSeq and is a predicted model, not a curated record.
AUGCCUGUCCAGUCCAAGCCCAUACCUGCCCUCUACACCGUCUACAUCCUCCGUUCUACGGUGCGCCACGCCUCUCUCUACAUCGGCUCCACGCCCAACCCCCCACGCCGUCUGAAGCAGCACAAUGGCGAGGCUCGCGGCGGCGCUGCUCGCACCUCCCGCCUAAGCCUCCGGCCCUGGGAGAUGGUGGGUCUGGUCUCCGGCUUCCCCGGCAUGGUUGCCGCAUUGAAGUUUGAGUGGGCGCUGACCAACCCGCAUCUGUCUCUGCACAUCCCUUCCGCGUCGCGAAUCACUGUCUCGGCUGGAGUCAAGCGAAACGGCCAUCCUCGCCGGCCUCGAGCGAGUCUAUCUUCGAUCCUCUCCAAUCUACAGCUACUACUGAGCGUACCUAGUUUUCGUCGCUGGCCGCUGACAUUGCACUUCUUCGCAAAAGAUGUACACAAGGCAUGGCUGCUGUCGUCUGUCAACACGGCCGAGCCUCUGCGAAACACUUUGGAUGUGGUCACCGACUUCGGCCCUGACCCUGCAGCAUCUUCAGACGAUGCCAAGUGGGGCAUCCAUGCCUUACCUCUCGACUACACACCCAUCAAGGAAUAUAUUGAAAAGGGGCAGUCCAUCACGACCUUUGAGAGAGAGGGCCACUGUGUUGUAUGCGCCGAGGCGCUCCCUCACAGGCAGGGACUGCUGGCUGUAUGCCCGAACGAAGGCUGUGAAGGCGUCGGCCACCUGUCAUGUUGGAGUCGUCAUAUACUCCGCAAUGAAGGCGAACAGCAAGCGGUUGUCCCCAUUCAGGGUCGUUGCCCCCAGUGUGGGGGCCAUGUCCGGUGGGUCGAUAUGAUGAAAGAACUGACGCUGCGGGAAAGGGGCGCGAAAGAGAUCGAUACCCUUCUCAAGAAAAAGAAGCGGCGAACCAAGUCUUGA